AUGAAAACAGCAGUGAUUCUUUUGUCUUUGGUCGUAUACGCUUCCACGGCGACGCUUCCACAAAUCUCAUAUGAUUCCUCUCCCUAUGGCUACUUAACUAAGUAUGGUAUUCCCGAGGCUGAUAGGAUCAGAGAAGCCGAAGAAAAAAUCCUAAGUGGAAGCCGAAUCACUGGUGGCUCCCCAGCUGCUCUUGGACAAUUUAAAUACCAGGCUGGACUCUUAUCUGAAAUCAUCGGUAUCCCAUCUGAUCGAAGAGGUGUAUGUGGUGCGUCCCUCAUAAGCGCUAACCGCCUCGUAACAGCAGCUCAUUGCUGGUUCGAUGGCCGAAACCAAGCCUCUAGAUUGACCGUCGUUCUUGGUUCUAACUUCCUCAACUUUGGAGGUACAAGGAUUCAGACAAGUGAUGUUGUUGUACAUCCGCUAUGGUUUCCUCUACUGGUUCGCAAUGACAUUGCUCUCAUCCGCCUGGCGAAUAAUGUACUAUUCUCGGACACUAUUGGACCUAUCGCUUUACCUACUGGAGCUCUUACCAGCCAAACAUUCGAAGGUGAAGCAGGAGUUGCAUCUGGUUUCGGGAUCACCGCUGAUGGUGGUGGUAUCGCCAACAACCAGUUCUUGAGCUACGUUUCAAUGAACAUUCUUUCCCAUGCUCAAUGCGUGCAGGCAUUCCCAUUGCAGGCAUCAACUGCCACGCUUUGUACACAAACCACCGGUGGAACCAGUACCUGCCGAGGUGACUCUGGUGGUCCCCUUGUGGUACAAAGGGAUAAUAACCCUGUAUUGGUUGGUAUUACUUCGUUCGGAAUUGCUUUUGGUUGUACAAUUGGCUACCCCGCGGCCUUCGUUAGGGUGACGUCUUACGUAAAUUUCAUAAACGAAAAUUUGUAAUUUCUAUAUAAGUUUUAAUAAAAUGCCUAAUGACUGAA
Molecule: messenger RNA, 926 nt
Organism: Melitaea cinxia (Glanville fritillary)
Lineage: Eukaryota; Metazoa; Arthropoda; Insecta; Lepidoptera; Nymphalidae
Product: chymotrypsin-1-like
Exons: 5
Coding region: 1-888 (295 amino acids)
Biological process (GO): proteolysis
Molecular function (GO): serine-type endopeptidase activity
Source: RefSeq, a predicted model, not a curated record